Messenger RNA from Cercospora beticola, 2598 nucleotides. Its product is annotated as Pumilio-family RNA binding repeat-containing protein. Lineage: Eukaryota; Fungi; Ascomycota; Dothideomycetes; Mycosphaerellales; Mycosphaerellaceae. Gene Ontology annotation, biological process: post-transcriptional regulation of gene expression. The record is from RefSeq and is a predicted model, not a curated record. Gene Ontology annotation, molecular function: mRNA 3'-UTR binding. Gene Ontology annotation, cellular component: cytoplasm.
UCUUCGACAUCUUAAGGGGGUCGCGCAGCAGCUUCACGCUCCUAAAGCGUCGAGUCGUGUCAACACUUGUCGCGCGACACUUCAGUGGUCCCUUGAACUUCAUCGAAUACACCAGUAUGGAGUGGACCGGUUCUCCCACCAAGAAGAUGUCCGCAUCCUUCACCAUCUUUGACGAGAACGCUCGCAACACCCCCGAGCAGUUCGCCUUGAAGCGCACGGCCAGCGCGAUGCCGUUGCCACUAACAACAUCGCGCUUCGCGAACAGGGGUCCUCCUCCACAGUUCAACAUGGCUCACCACGACUCGCCUGCUGUCGUUGCAGAGCUCAUGGCCAAGGUCAAGGCCCGCCAGGAGAUGCACUCCCGCCAGAAGCGCGAAGUCGAGGACAGCGAGAACCGCAGCACCUCGCCGACCAAUACUGACCCGUACUCCAACACGCCUCCAACCGGCCAGAACUCCGACGAGGAGCAAGCUGACAACGAAGUCUACCGCCUGAAGCGCGAGCUUGAUCUCGCCAACGAGCGUAUGGCACAGAUGAACCUACAGCUCACCCAGUCACGUCUGGCCCAGCACACAAUGGAGGAGGCCAUUGGCUCCCCGUUCCCAACCGCACAGCAUCUUGCUGCCAACAUCCCCGGCCACAGCAUGCUGCCGUCGGUCAAUGGUCUUUCACAGGCCACUGACUUCAGUCGCGCUACGACUCCGUUCGAGAAUGGCAACAUCAGCUUGCAGCACCAGUCCUUUGACGGCAUGCCAAUGCAGGCGUUUUCACGCCAACAGCCUGGUUACAAUAACCGUGCUGGCUACAUGCCUUCCAUCACUCCGGUCUCAUACUCACAGCCGCAAUACGGCCCCAGCGCCGGUGGCAUCGCCCACCCGCAACCCAUCGGUACGAGACUCUCCCCAACAGCGGCUGAAUUCGGCGUCGGUCGCGGUCAGUGGAACGGACAGCAGUCUCAUGGCCCAUCAUAUCUGAACACCACAGAGCCGCUCAACUACCGUCGCCUUCUUGAGCGCAACAUGAGCUGCAACUGGAAGUAUAUCGUCGAUAAGAUCGUCUGCAGCAAUGACCAGCAGGCUUCCAUCUUCCUGCAGCAGAAGCUCAAAGUCGGCACAUCUGAGGCAAAGUUUGAGAUCGUCCAAGCCAUCAUCGACCAGGCCUACCCACUCAUGGUCAACCGCUUCGGCAACUUCCUUGUUCAGCGCUGCUUCGAGCACGGCACGCCCGAGCAGGUCAUUCAGAUCGCUCAGGCCAUUCGUGGCAAUACCCUCAACCUCAGCAUGGAUGCUUUCGGCUGCCACGUCGUUCAGAAGGCUUUCGACUGCGUUCCUGAGGAGUACAAGGCAAUCAUGGUCCACGAGCUCCUUCGCCGCAUUCCCGAGACAGUGAUCCACCGCUACGCCUGUCACGUCUGGCAGAAGCUCUUCGAGCUCCGCUGGAGCGACUCACCACCUCAGAUCAUGAAGUAUGUCAACGAAGCCCUACGUGGCAUGUGGCACGAGGUGGCUCUUGGCGAGACCGGCAGUCUCGUGGUCCAGAACAUCUUCGAGAACUGUCUGGAAGAAGACAAGCGUCCAUGCAUCAACGAAGUGCUGGCUAGCAUUGACGUUGUCGCUCAUGGCCAAUUUGGAAACUGGUGCAUCCAGCACAUCUGCGAACACGGCGCCAUUCCUGACCGCACUCGCGCUAUCGACCACGUCAUUCGCUUCGCCAGCGAAUACAGCAUGGAUCAAUUCGCUUCGAAGGUCGUCGAGAAGUGUCUCAAGAUUGGCGGCAACGAGUUCCUCGACCGCUACCUUGACCGCAUCUGCGAGGCUCGCCCGGAUCGCCCACGUAUGCCUCUCAUCGACAUUGCUGGCGACCAGUUCGGCAACUACCUCAUCCAGUACAUUCUGAGCAGCGCCGAGCCACAGCGCCGCGAGAUCGUUGCCGCUCAGAUCCGCAAGCACAUGGUCUCCCUUCGCGGCUCCAAGUACGGCUCACGUGUUGCGAUGCUCUGCUGCAACCCAGCUGUCACCACCCGUCCUGGCCCGCCAGCUGGUCUCCUCAUGAGCCGCGGCAAUGGAGCUUUCGGCCAAGGCAGCUUCGGCCAUGACUUGUCACGUCCUUUCCCGAGUGAGCGUGGCUUCGGCGGCCGUGGAUCUUACGGAGGCUAUCGCUAGGCUCUUUCACAUUUGUUGACAUCUGCGGAGACAUACAACCUUCGCCAAGGCUGAUCCUGACACCAAGGAUUUGCUGCCAUACGAUCGUCCAUCUACGCUGCCACACUGGCUCGCUUGUUCUGCUCGCUUCUACACCAAAGCUACCUUGGGGAUCUUUCGGCCCUCUUGUGCUUUUUGAUCCGAGGCUGUCUAGCAAUGCCGUCACCAUUGAUACAUCGAUCAUUGGCAGCUCUUUACCUAACAGCGGGCGUUGCUGGUCGGGCUUGCACAUCAUGCUUGCAUCUUAGCCUUUGAAUGUACUGGCGAUGUUUUCCGUUGUUUCAAAAAGGAGGUAAUCGAGGUUGCUUGCACAUGGGUGCCGCAGAGUUUCGAUAUCUUACGCGCGCGAUAUGGAAUGUUUCAGGCUGUAAUAUUAGUGCUUAGUCGCUAGGUGCCA